UCGUCUCUUGUCCCCCCUCUGCAGGUGUCCUCCAUGGACUUUAUGGCGAUGAAGCGCUCGCAGCUGUACAACAUGGCCAACAAUCCUUACUCCUCCCCACAGCAGCCGGGGGGCGGGCCUUACCCUCCUAGCCAGCCAUACACGUCGCCUCCUCCACACAGAUAUCCAAUGAGCAUGCAGGGGAGGGGCCAGAUGGGCAUGGGCGGGAUGCAGUACCCUCAACAGCAGCAGGUGGCGCCGUACGGCCAGCAGGGGAUGGGGGGCUACAGCCAGCAGCAGGCGGGGCAGCAGGGAAACCCUCCUUACUUCAGCCCCCCUCAGCAGACCCCUCCAGGCCAGACUCAGAGCCCCUACCUGCAACCUCGCCCGCCGCCUCAACAGGAGGCCCAGCAGGAGACCUACGUCACCAGGGGUCCGGACCCGGGGAACUCUGGGAAGGCCAACAAUGAGGACGGCGUCGCCCAAGACCGCCCGUCCAGUCUGCCGGAUCUGUCCGGUUCCAUUGAUGACCUCCCCACCGGGACGGAGGCCGGUCUGGGCUCAGCCGGCGGCGGCGGCGGCGGUGGCGGCGGCUCCUCCUCCAGCAGCAGCAGCAGCAGCAGCAGCACCAGCAGCCACGGGGAGCACGGAGGCCCCAGCAACCAGGGACAGUCCCCCUUCUCCCCUCACGCCUCCCCCCACCUCGCCAGCCAGCGGAGCGGGCCGUCUCCCUCCCCCGUGGGCUCCCCCGCGGGCUCCACUCAGUCCCAGCAGUCGCGAUCGGGCUCCGGACCCAUCUCUCCUGCCGGCGGACCCUCGGCCAACGUCACCGCGCCGGGUUCCUCGAUGGCCCCCCAGAGCUCUGGCAACGGACCGGAAGGAUCCCACCCGCCCGUCACCCGCUCGCCCAUGACUCAGGAGAAAGGGUUCAUGUCCAACAUGCAGAGGAACCAGGGCAGCUCUCCGUUUGCGUCUCCUCAGUCCGGACCGCCUCUGUCCUCCCACCCGUCCCCUGGUGGCCCCAUGUAUUCUGUGGUGGGACCGUACUCCCACGGCGGCCCCACGGGCCCUUAUGGACCUCAAGCGUCACAGUACGGACACCAAGGUAACUAUCCUCGGCCCUCCAGCUACGGCGGGCCCGCCAGCACCGGCUACAGCGGCCCCGGCCCCGGCAUGACCAACAGUCUGGGGAUGAACGCAAGCAGCCCCAUGCACGGCCAGGGGCCCGGCCAGCCCAUACCUGUGGGACGCAGCCACGGCCCGGGCAGCCAGAACAGGGUGUACCCGCCGAUGGCCCCCAGCUCCCCCAGCAUGCCCCAGCCAGCUGGGCCCGGGAUGGGCCCUCCUUCGCUGGGUAGUGCUAACCGCAAAGCCCAGGAGGCAGCGGCAGCGGCAGCUGCCAUGCCGGGUUCCGCCAACUCGACACACAACAGACAGGGCAGCUGUCAGGGCGCCGGCGUGAGCCAGGCGGGCGCCGCGCCGACCGCCGUCCCCAACAGCCAGCCGGCGGGAAACGCACCCGGUCCGGCCUACAACGUGCCGCCUCCAGGAGCCAUGGGAAUGUCAGGAGACGGGAUGAUGAGCCCAGAUGUGAAAUUGAAAACUGAAAUAAAAGACGACAGCGGCCCGCCCAACGAGCCUCACAGACCAAAGCUGCAGGACGCUUACAGCCACAACAACAACAACAUCAACAUCAACAGCAGCAGCGGCAGCAGCUCCCAGCAGUGUGUCUCCCAGCCGGCCACGCCGGGCGGUGCCCUGCCCGUCCCCUCCCCCCUGUCCCCCAGCCCGGCCAGCCUGUCCUCGUACCACGGAGACGACAGCGACAGCAUCGGCAGCCCCCCCUGGCCCCUCAAGACCCCCGCCAGCCCCAAAGCCGUCACAAACUCCUCCCUCCUCAGUGGGGAGCGAAUCACGCGGCUAUUCGAGCUGGGCGGGGAGCCGGAGAGGCGCGUUUGGGUGGAGCGAUACUUGACCUUCAUGGAGGAAAGGGGAACGCCGGUCACCCAGCUUCCCGCUGUGGGCAAGAAGCCGCUGGACCUCUGGAAGCUCUACAUGGCCGUUCGGGAGAUUGGAGGCCUCGCCAUGGUAAACAAGAAUAAGAAGUGGCGCGAGCUGUCCGCCACCCUGAACGUGGGGACGUCCAGCUCCUCCGCCAGCUCGCUCAAGAAGCAGUACAUCCAGUAUCUGUUCGCCCACGAGUGUAAGAUGGAGAGGGGGGAGGAGCCGCCGGCGGACGGCAGCGGCAGUGGGCCCGGCGGGGACGGCAGGAAGCAGGUCAAGAUCCAGCCACCCUCACCUGCGAAUUCGGGCGGCUCCCUCCAAGGCCCACAGACGCCACAGUCCUCUGGCAGCAGCUCCACAGCCGAGGCGGUCGGAGACCUGAAACCUCCCACACCUGCCACCACCCCCCUGGGACAGGUCACCUCGCUGCCCCCCAACAGGAGCAGUGUGAGCGUGCAGGACCCCUUCUCGGAGGUGAGCGACCCGGCCUUCCAGAAGCGCGCCGCCCCCCUGCCCCCCUCGGCUCCUUACCAGCAGGGCCUCAGCAUGCCUGACAUGAUGAUGAGGAUGCAGUACGACGCCAAGGACCCCUUCGCCGGGAUGAGGAAGAUGGCGGGAUCCGAUCCCUACAUGCCGGGACAAAUGCCCGCUGGGGGCAUGCAGGAGAUGUACGGUCGACCCCCGUCAGCCUUGAGCAUGAGCCAACGGGCGCAGUAUCCAUAUGGGCCGGGCUACGACAGGAGACCGGACCACGUCAUGGGGAUGGAGGGGAACAUGGGUCCCCCCGGGAGUCAGAACAACAUGGGACCUUUGAACAGCGAGGGCGGCAUGUACUCUCCCAGUCGAUACCCUUCACAGCAAAGACACGAUGGCUACAGUCAGCAGUAUCCCAGCAUGCCAUAUGGAAUGCAUCCAUCCGGGAUGUACCCUCAGCAACAGCAGGGCUACAAACGUCCCAUGGACGGUAUGUACGGCCCCCCGCCCAAGAGACACGAGAGCGACAUGUAUGCCAUGCAGUACGCCAACCAGCAGCCGGACAUGUACAACCACUACGGUGGUGGGUACUCGGGACCUGAACACAGACCCGUCCAGGGACAGUUCCCUUACCCCUACCCCCGCGAACGCAUGGCCCCCUCAGGUCAGAGCCAGCACGGCAUGAUGGCCGGGGGGCCCACUCCUAACCAUGCCGCCGACGGGCCCAACAUGUGGCCCUCCAGGACGGAGCUCGGCUACCCGUACCCCAACAGACAGGGGCCGCCGUCGCAGAUGGCGGCCUACGGCCCGAUGGGCCGAGACGACAUGGACGGGCGGCCGGGGCAGGAGCAGUGGCAUCGCCAGUCUCCCUACCUGUCGUCGUCGGGCGGCAUGCCCCCCCUGUCCUCGCGCCAGCCGUCUUCUUACUCCAACUCUCCAUCCAUGGUCAACCACCUGUCCAGAGCGGCCAGCCCGGGAGCCUUCCAACGCUCCAUGGACUCCAGGAUGUCCCCCAAAGCCCCGUUCAUGUCGCCCAUGAAGAUGCCCAAGACCGGAAUGGCCAUGAUGGGCCCGCAGGGAGGUGGACCCCUCGGUCACUUUCCUCCCAACCUGAGGCGGGACCUCAACUACCCACCGGGAUCGGCGGAGGCCACCAUGCCGAUUCUGAAACCCAGACGCAAGCUCACCUCCAAGGACACCGGAACCCCUGAGGCCUGGCGCGUGAUGAUGUCUCUGAAGUCCGGCCUGCUGGCAGAAAGCACGUGGGCCCUGGACACCAUUAAUAUCCUGCUGUACGAUGACAGCACUGUGGGCUCCUUUACGCUCUCACAGUUGCCAGGAUUCCUCGAGCUGAUUGUCGAGUACUUUCGCCGUUACCUAAUUGAGAUCUUUGGCAUCCUGGAGGAGUUUGAAGUGGGGACAGUAGCUCAGAAAAGCCUUUUGGACCCUGCUGCUAACCAGGAAGAAGAAAUCAUCACUGACCAGGAGACGGUUUCCAACGGCCAUCCUGAACCUGAGUCAGCUCAGGCAGAAGACACAAAGAUGGAGCAAGCGGCAGGCGCCGUGGUGGAGGAAGCUCCAGCGGUCACCGCUGCACAGCCAGAAUCGGAAUCGGAGGUAAACAGCGAGAAGGCGGAGUGUGAGUCUGUGAGCAUAAAGAAGGAGGGCAAAAACGAAAUGGACGGACAGGCGGAGCCAAAAGCGGAAGAGAGUGAAAAAGGAGCAGAGAACAGCAAGGAGUGUGUCGAGCUGCCGGUGGCCGAGCUAAAACUUCAACUCAAGCAAGCCAGUAAAUAUGACAAGCUCCCCAUCAAGAUCGUGCACAAAGAGGACCUGGUUGAAGGCAUGACAGAGCGCUUGGGUCACGUCACCGAGUUCACGAGCGGCUUGCUCCACUGGCAGGCUGGCGGAGGGGAUUCCACCGCGCACAUCCAAACGCAAUUCGAACCCCGCGGCGACGCCCCUCCCCCGGCGGACAACGAAAACGAGGAGGAAAAACAAGCGGACGACGGGAAGAAACGACCGCUGAAACACAUCACGGCCACUAUAGACGAUGUCCUCUGUGCUCGGGUCGACGCCCUUUCGUACGGCCACCCUGCGCGCUCCUUGCCCUCCUACCCGUUCAGGGUGCAUCAGGACGGGGAGCAGGACCACAUCACCCUGCUGGAGGAUGAGCCUCGCUGCCUGGACGACGCUCCGCUCUCCACCUCCUCCGCCUGGCAGGACUCGCUGGCCAAGCGCUGCCUGUGCGUCUCCAACAUCGUCCGGAGCCUGUCCUUCAUCCCCGGGAACGACUCGGAUAUGUCACGCCACCCUGCUCUGGUUCUCCUCCUGGGUCGGCUGCUCCUGCUGCACCACCAGCACCCGGAGAGGAACAGGUCGCCCCCGGGCCACCAGAGGGACGAGCAGAAGGAGCGGGGGCUGUCGAGCAGCAGAGAGGAGUGGCGGUGGGAGUGCCUGAGUCUGCUCAGGGAGAAUGCUAUGGUCACUCUGGCCAACAUCUCGGGUCAGCUGGAUCUCUCCACCUAUCCGGACACUAUCUGCCUCCCCAUCUUGGAUGGCCUACUCCACUGGAUGGUGUGCCCCUCCGCCGAAGCGCAGGACCCCUUCCCAUCGGCGGCACCCCACUCCCAGCUCACUCCCCAGAGGCUGGUGCUGGAGUGCCUCUGCAAGCUGAGCAUCCAGGGCGGCAACGUUGACCUCCUGCUAGCCACGCCCCCUUUCAGCCGUCAGGAGAAGUUCUUCACCGUCUUGGUCCGCUAUGUGGGCCAGAGGAAGGCGCAGGUGUACCGAGAGAUGGCAGUGGCUGUGCUCUCCCACCUGGCACAAGGCGAUCCCACAGCGGCACGUGCCAUAGCCAUGAAGAAGGGCAGCGUGGGUAAUUUAGUAGGCUUCCUGGACGACGGUGUCAGCAUGGCGCAGUACCAGCAGAACCCUCACAGCUUGCUGCACAUGGGGCACCCCCCUAUGGACCCACCGAGCAUAAACAUGAUGUGCAGAGCAGCUAAAGGCCUGUUGGCUAUGGCUAAAGUGGAGGAGAACAAGACCGAGUUUGUGUUGUACGAAAGCAGAUUAUUAGACAUCUCCAUUUCCUCUGCGCUCAACGCCGGGGUGGUGGCCAUCAUUUGCCAAGUUCUCUUUCACCUGGGGAAAUUAUGACAAGAGGAGAGGCGGGACUCCCACGGCAGACGCUAAGAUGCUUCUGUGGUUUCCUAUUUUUAUUUAUCAAAAUGGCAGAAAAUGUUUUUUUUUUUUUAAAAGACAUAUCCACAAAAUAUCUCUAUAUAUGUAUAGCUUCUGGGCCCUGUUAAAAAAAAGUGGGUUUGGCAUUUGAAAGCUCAUUUUAAUACUAAUAUUUAAUACCUGCCGCUGUUGGAUUGCUAAUUUUGUUUGGCUUUUUUUUUGUUUUUGUUUACUUUUCAGCCAAAGCUGCCACAAGAUGUCGGUGCUGAAUUACGUGGUUCCUUUUGAGUCGAUGAGUCGUGGAGAUGUUUUUCAGUUUUAUAAACGCUAAUAUACUCAUCAACAUUUUGUCAAUGGAGAGUAUUUAUUUAAAAUGUGACUCUGUACAGUAGUUUGAACUUUUUUGCCAACAGUUGUGGGGGGAAAAAAUUGCUGACUUUUCAAAUUGAAAUGUAUAUGUCUCCAUCGCUGGAAGAUAAAUUGUGCAAUAGGACUCUAGAGCGAGUUUUCCCUUUUCGAGAGCAAGAGGAACCUUAAAAGGUACCUGCAGUGUGUGCUUUAGGCCACGAGGAGGCAGCAUUGCACCGGCCAAUCUACAAGAUAGAAGAGCAUCUGUUAAAAUAAGUGUCUAAUUUAUCAUAGCCUCAAUGACUUUCACGGAUGAACUUUGUGUUUCCUAAGCACUUGUGUUAUGUCUGUAUUUUUUCAUCACCGUGUAUAUAAACCGUUGUACAAUGGACGCACAUUAUUCUUUCAGUGUCGAAAAAGCAUAGCAAGAGAUGGGACUUUCCUACUAUUAUAACAAAUGCUUUUAUUGUUGGUAAAAAUUUGUUAUUGUUAUUAUACAUAUUUUGUUAAUGGGGUCAAAUAUUUGAACAUGGCAGAUGUAACUGGUGUUUCAAUGUAAAAAAAAAAAAAAAUCCUGUACGCAUUGUAUUAUAGCUGAGAAAACAAUCGCUUUGGUAAUCAAACGUGAAAGUGCCAGGGUGAAAGGAUAUUAAGCCGAGGUUGUGCGAGAAAACUGAACACACUGUUCGUCACUGUCCUCCAUUCAUGUCAAUGGGCAUAUUUUUGAAUCUAGAUGAUGCUCUCAAAAGAAACGUGUGAAAAGAACCUUCAAAAUGUCAUGAAAGCUCAUUGUAAAAUCUGCCUUUUUUCGUAUGACUCCAUGUCUCUCUUUUAUUCAGUAUACACAUUUAUACUCUGUGCUGCACAUGUCACAAAUAAAUGUAUGAUGAACAUCAUUAAGCACCGGAGACGUUGCAUUAUGUCCAGACAAUCGUAGGCUAAUAAAACAAAACAUCAACUGCUGA
Gasterosteus aculeatus aculeatus (three-spined stickleback) is the source of this 6953-nucleotide messenger RNA. Lineage: Eukaryota; Metazoa; Chordata; Actinopteri; Perciformes; Gasterosteidae. The record is from RefSeq and is a predicted model, not a curated record.